UCCAGUUUUCACUGGGUCGACGAUUGCAAUGACUUAAUUUACAGUUUCUCUGAAGAGCAGAUCUUCUGACAAUGUCCAGGAUAAAUAGAAGUAUAUAAUCGAAGAAAACAACAGAAUAAACAUGGAAUAAAGAAAUGACUUGUAGGGAACAUGAAUUAAUGAGAAGAAAGUUGAGAUGGCAGCCCGUGGAACAACAUCAAGUACAACUUCUCUUCCUCCAUUAAUCAUAACGCCGCCUACCGCAUUACCACCAAGAAUCAUACCGUCUUCAGUUCCAGUGACAGGUACCUCAAGUACAUUUGAAUUGAGGGAGGAACAAAAAAGAUGGCUUGUUAUCGGCAUAUGCUUGCACAAGAUUCUUCUUCCUACCUUGAGAGAUUACAUCAAGUCAGAAAUGCUAACGCAUUAUGCAAACCUGAAAAGUAAUCAUAACAUUGACAAGCAGAAGUACCCCACGCGUCUAAAAAAAGAUAGCAAGCAUAAACUGAAUUAUGGCAGCAUCAACAAUAAUGAAGCCAAUCACGGGAAAAAAGUUAAACUUUACGACUAUGGAGUGAAAUCUGAAGUGGACUUAGCCAAGUUGUAUUUGUCACCUAAUAUGGCCAAAUUUUCAGGCCUUGAUGAUAGCUGUGAUCUGUCUGCUGUGCUUGGGAUUCUGCCUUUAGCAAGCGUCUUUUCUUCUGUGGUUCAAAGUCUAUCAAAUGAUGUAAAGACAGACAUUCGCAAUGAAUGGGGCCAUUGUAAUUUUGGUGUCUGGAGCAAAACAAAGUUUCUGAAGUGUUUUCAACAAAUGGAUUCUCUUGUGAGAGCUUUCAAAUUGUCACCGGCAGAACAGAAAAGGGUUACAGACGAGUUAAUAGACUGGGAAACUAAAGGAGUGCAACUUUGCACUGGCAACAUGGUUGAUGCAGAUUUAGUAAAAUUUGUGCAACAAGAAGUUUUUCAACUGCAUGAUGAAAUAAAGCGUCUAUGGCACAACCACGAUGAUGAAGUACAGAAAAUUACCGAUUCAUUACAAACUGCAGAAGAAGCUAUUCAAAAGUAUCAAGAAGUUACAAAAAGUCAACUAGAGUCUUUCAAAACAUCCCAUGAAAGUACAAUCCACAAAGUAAAUGAACUUGUUGAUGUUACAACCGAAAUUGCGAAAGAUGUGGAUUCCUUGAAAGCAUCUCAAAAUGAAAUGGAAACUGAAAUAGUCAGUGUUAAUCAAACCCAAGACGUAUUUGCCCAAAGAAUCAAUGAAGGGGAAAUGAAGUAUGAAAUCCUGGAUAAAAGAGUUGAAGCCCUAGAAUCGGCUAUCGAAACAAGAAGUAUUGACCGAGCUAUCAAUAUUUUCCAGGCACCGAAUCGUAUUCCGUGUUUUCAUGGUCGUGGCCAAGAGCUACUUGCACUUGAAGGGCAAAUGAAAGAUAUAGUGAGCCCAUGCAAAAUGACAGCAGUUUGUGGCCUUGGUGGAACUGGAAAAACGUCACUUGCUAUAGAACACAUUUGGCAGAAAAUAGAAUCGUACAGCGGUGGUGUGUUCUGGAUAUCAGGAGAAAGUAACCAUCUUUUUAAUCUUUCUGUUAGUGAAAUGGCUCGACAGAUAGGAACUUUUGAUGAAGACUUUAAAACCACUUUGUCCAAAACAUUGGACUGGCUACAGAAUCGACAUGAUACAUGGUGCCUGGUGAUUGACAACUUGGACGAACUGGAACUUUCAACUGACAUGAUGAAAUUAGUUGGGGGGCACUGGAAACGGCAAUCUUGUGGGCAUAUACUGAUUACUACAAGAAGAGAAAAGAAAAAAUUGAAAGAAGAUAUUUCAGAUCUUACUGAAGACAGCUGUAUUGAACUGAAAAAUCUUUCAGCCAGUGAGAGUGCUGAGUUCAUAAAGAAAAGAACUGAAAGGCAUGGAGAUGAAGACGAUAUUGUGAUUGAAGAACCAGUUGUGGAAUUAGGUUGCCUUCCAUUGGCACUCGACCAAGCAGCAGCAUUUAUCAAAAACGGGAAAGACAUAUCAUUUUCUGAUUAUCUUGAGCAGUACAAAGCACAAAGAUUGAAAACACUGAAAAGAUCUAAAGCUCACUAUCCAGUUCAAGACACUUCAAAAGAUCGAAUCGCUGUGCAUACCACAUGGCAGCUAAACUUUGAAUACGUGUCUCAAUUUUCAGAGGAAUAUGGAAUCGGCCAGGCAGCUGCCCUGGUCAUGGAGGUUUGUGCUUUCCUUUCGCCUGAUGACAUUCCAAACGAAGUUCUUAACCAAGGUUUGCCUAAAAUUAACAACGAAGAUUUACUUAAGUGCGUAUCAACUGCAUUUGGAAAAAAUGAUAUAUCGAGUGUUCUCACCAAAUUCUCGCUUUUCCAAAAGUUUAGCAAAAAGUCUUUCAGUGUUCAUCGUCUUGUUCAAGAGGUAAUACAAGAUAAAGUCAAUGAAGAGGAUCGAUUAAAAGAAGUCCUUCAGUGUGCUUCAAGGAUGCUUUAUUAUGCGUUUGCUAACAACAGAUCACCGGUUGAGGUGUGCCAGAGUUUCCAGGGUGAUUCAGUAUUCAACCAAGAGAAUCCUCCUUCUUUAAACUUAUGGGGAAAACUUGGCGCUCAUGCUUCUGUUUUGCUAUAUCACUUGAUACAGAGCUCACAAAAGCAUGAUGAAAUUCGACAACAAGUACUCUAUAGUGAAGAAUCGGUGAUGUUACUAAACGAAGGGUCUGUGUAUCUCAACGUAUGUCGCCAAACAAAAGAAGCGAUGGAGCAGAAGGAAUCAAAACUCAAGGUCUUGACAGGAUUGGAAGUUCCCUUAACAGUAGAGAAAGUUAAGUACAUAAACUUUUUCGAUGUUCCAUUGAAGGACUUUCAAUUCAAAUUGAUAUCACAUUGCAUGGCAGCGCAGGAAUCGGCUGUAAGUAAAGGAACCCAAUGUAAGGCUGAAGGAGCUCAAAAAAGAAGGGAGGCAGAUUGCUUGAGGCAGAAAGGAAACGAAGCCGUUAGGAGCAAAAAAUUCGAAGAAGCAUUGGCUCUCUACACAGCUGCUAUUGAAUGUAUCAGAGAUGAUCCUCGAUUAUACAGCAAUCGAGCUCUUUGUGAGUUAAAGCUUCAAAACCCAGAAGCUGCAUUAAGUGAUUGUGAAAGCUGCUUAAACAUAGAAGAGCGAAACAGCAAAGCGUUGAUGCGUAAGGCGUGGGCUUUGUACGAGCUUUCUAAAAAAGACGACCGGGAACCAAAGCUUCAAGGUAGAAUGAGAGCUGCUGCUGCUCUUGCAGUGCAUUAUGAUUCAACUCUACUAAAAGAUAAGCUUUUCAAUCAAAUGUUUCCAAACGUGGAGUUUAAAGAACUCUCUAAUUCUUCAGAACUGGCUGCAUCGUUCAUGUACAGCGUUCCAGGCAAGACGUAUCUCCUUCAUGACGGACAUUACGACUUCCACGGUGCGAUGCUUGAUGUUGACACGCAGCUAGUAGCUCUCAAAAGGCAUCAGGUCACAUUAAUAUUUGUUGAUUUGGGUGUAUUUCAAUCACGUCUUUAUGCAGAGGGCUUAGUUUUUGCUAAAGGUAAUGGAAGUAUUGUAUGCCAACAGAAUGGAUCUCUAGAUUUUUUUAAAUGCAAAAUAUCUGGUGGUUUUAGCUGCUGCAAGGAUUAUCCAGAUUGUAAUGGUGGAACUGGAUGCAUUGCUGGCCAAUUUUUUGGAAUAAAAGCAUGUGACCGUACGGGAAAGUUUGGAGCGUCAGAAGUAUCUGGUGUGAUUGGCACUCCAAGUAUUCGAAUCAUGCAAGAGAGUGACUGCAAUGUGGAAAACUGUGAUGUUACCGAAUGCGGAGGGAAGGCCAUCAUAUGUCAAGGCGAGGGAUCUGUACUAAGAGUGGCAUCAUCUCGAGUGUAUGGCAAUCCGCAGUCUGGGCUUGAAGUUGUUUCUGGGGCCUGUCUUGUUGCAGUAAAUAACGAAAUUUAUGGAAAUGGCUUCCGUGGUAUAAUGAUCAGUCCAUCUCCUGGCACGUGUGAGAUUUCUAAGAACAGAAUAUACGAAAACAAAAAAGACGCAAUCACUGUUUUCCAAACAGAUAAAAAACUUGUGAUAGAUAAUAAUAGAAUCUAUCAUAAUUUUGGCUUUGGUAUUCAGUUAUCAAAUUGUGGUCAAGGAGAAAUAAUGGAAAACGAGAUAUUUGAGAAUAGUUUUUAUGGAAUUGGUUUUGAGAAAACCUCUAUAUUGGUCGUUGAAAAGAAUGUUAUUUAUAGCAACAAAUGCGGUGGCAUUUUCAUUGGUCCUAACCAUGCUGGUCGGAUAGUUAUUGAAUCAAAUAUUGUUAGAGAUCACAAUGGGUCUUGGCUUGUGAAUCAAAACGUGCCGCAGCCGCGGUGUAGGUUUCCCCAAAGGAUAAAUGCUACAAAAGCAGAAUUUCAGUAUUAUGCCAUCGCUCCUAUUCUUUGCGAUAACGAGCUCCUGAAAAACGAAGAGUGCAUGUUUCAUCCAAAAGAAAGAUUGAUAUCAGUCCAAAGAGAGUGUGCGUUCUGCCGCAAGUCAAAUAACCUUUCAAGGUGUUCAAGAUGUAACAUGGCGUCCUACUGUAACAGGAAGUGUCAAGAAAAACACUGGAGUAAACACAAAGCUUUGUGUUCUGCCCUUAAUGAUCAGUAUUCAUUAACCAUCGAGCUAAAGCAAUCUUCGGAAUGUACUUUAGUUUUCCAGAACAUGCAUUUUGGUUCUCACUUGAAAGGCAUCGGAGAGGGUCCAAAACCAGAUCCAAAGAGCAAUCAAAGGUUUAUCGUAAAAAUUCAAACGCAAAGUGGUAAUUGCCAUCCACUCCAGAUUUUGACCGCCUACGACAAAAGUCUUUCGGUUUAUGGUGAGUUUCAGAGUCCAGAGAUAUUUAAUAUUGUUAUGGAGUGUGGUGUUCUUGGAAAAUUCGUCCAUUUUACAAGUAAAAAGGCUUUCUUUGAUGCAACAUUUGUCGAUGGGGGAAAGAAACUGAAAAUUUAUAUGGGAAAACUAGCGCCUUACCAGGAGUGGUAGUUGCUGUUACGCCAAAAGAAACAAAGAGAAUCAAGCCCUAGCUCUGCUGCCUCGGAUUUAGACGGGUUGAAAUCCAAAAUCAUUUUACUAAUUGGCUGAUCGAUUUGGCCACCUGGAUCACAGUAAAAAUUGUGUUAAAUAUGAUGAUAAUUUGACUUCAUUCGUCUCUAUAUCCUUUAGCUCUUCUUGUCUAUUUUAGUUUAUUAUUAUCCGCACAGCAAGUAUAUACAAUUUGUAGCCACUAGAGACAUAUGCUCUACACCGGGUCCAGUAACCGAGAAGCAGAAAUGUCAGACUUCUUCAAGAACCAUUGCAUGUAACCAUCGAGCACUGACUUGCGGAUUGUUUUACGUAUCACAUUAAAUGUGGUGACGUUAAACUGUGGAUGACAAGCUGACCUAGUCACCACAUUUGUCAGAUGAGUUAAAAAGAGUUUUGCAAAUAAACUCAACUUCUUGAGAAAAA
Actinia tenebrosa (Australian red waratah sea anemone) is the source of this 5446-nucleotide messenger RNA. RefSeq lists its product as uncharacterized. Gene Ontology annotation, molecular function: protein binding. Lineage: Eukaryota; Metazoa; Cnidaria; Anthozoa; Actiniaria; Actiniidae. The record is from RefSeq and is a predicted model, not a curated record.